Molecule: messenger RNA, 1290 nt
Organism: Arabidopsis arenosa
Lineage: Eukaryota; Viridiplantae; Streptophyta; Magnoliopsida; Brassicales; Brassicaceae
Source: the annotation of a GenBank genome assembly
AAAGUAUCAUUCUUGAAUCUUAAUCUUGAAAUUGUUUUCUCUAGUUAAAUCGAUCGAAGUGUGAAAGUAAAGAGAUGGUAAAGAAAUUUUACAUGGCUUUCUCGAAAUUCCGCAAACAAAUCUCCACGGCUCACCCUAUCUUGAUGACGUUACUCUCAUCCCCACGUCACGACUCGUCAUCAUCCACGCCGCCGAUUGGCAACCACAUCAACGGUGGUAUGGGACUGAGAUCGAUGUCGGAAGAAUCUCUCAACAAACUUACCGACUGUAUCAACAACAUGAACGAGGAUGUUUCGAAGUUGUAUAUGGAGUGUCCCGAGACUGAUUUUAAUACAGAGCUGCUUAAUCUCCUCAAUGAUUACUUCAAUACUAGCGGAGAAGUCACAGAACUCUGCAAAUCUUUAAGAAAAUGUUUAGAAACAGCUCAGCACUACGAAUGUGCAUUCAUCGAGGAGGCAUUAUACGAUUUCGAGGAAGAAAAAAGGAUUUAUGGAGGAAGAUUAUUGUUAGAAGCUAGUUUUAGAAAAACCCUAGGAGAUUUAAGGAGUUUCAGCGAGUUUGACUACUUUAACGAUGGUGAUCUCGAGAGGAAAGGUAUGAGAUGUCGUGAUGAAAUUGCCCAUUUGAUUGUCAAGCUUCAUGAGAUGGUGAAAAAGAUCGACGAGGAUUUGAAACGCGUGCGUCUUCGAAGAGCGGUUGUGGCGGUUGCGUUACUUGUUCCUGUGAUAGGGUUAUUGGCUACGAAAUUGGUAGGGGGUGUUCCAAUAGAACCAUUGACUACAUACGCGGCUCUAAAGUGGAGAAAGGCAACCAAAGGUUUGAAGAUGAAAAAGAUUGCGAUGGUUUCGAUGGAGAGAGGCAUGACAGUGGCUUUGAAGGAAGUUGAAAUCAUCGUUAAGCUUGUGAUGAGAUUGAGACAUGUGGAAAGAUUGAUACGAGAGAAGGCGAAGUUCGCAGUAGAUAAACAGUCCUCGGUGGCUGAGGUAAUGGGAGGAAUGGAGAAGGAGCAAAAGAUGAUGAAGUCAACCCUCGUUGACUUAGAUCGAGAGGCUGGAAGGUGCGAUGAUCUUGCUCAGUUUGGUCGUAACACUGCUAGGAUGAAGGUAGUUGAGUUUCUGUCUCCGGACUAGAAAGAAUUCAAAAAAUUGAAUAUAACAUAUAUUAAUGUUCUCGUUUUCUGCAUUUAUGGUUUAUUUUGUUUUAUGAUCUAAUCAAACCAUUUGUAUUAGUUAUUGUAUUUUUUUAAUUUGUCUCCUCUGUUUUUUCUAUGAAUAUAACUGAAAAUAGACA